Messenger RNA from Botrytis porri, 1195 nucleotides. RefSeq lists its product as uncharacterized. The transcript is spliced from 3 exons. The record is from RefSeq and is a predicted model, not a curated record. Bases 1 to 774 code for a protein of 257 amino acids. Lineage: Eukaryota; Fungi; Ascomycota; Leotiomycetes; Helotiales; Sclerotiniaceae.
AUGUCUCUCAAAGGCAAGGAAGUUGAAUUGCCGCGCGAAGUAUUUUAUAAUCUACAUACAGAGCGCCGAAUGACACCCGAGGAUAAAGCAUUAUACGAACGUAUAGCAACAUUGAAAGAUCCCAAAUCAGUCACCCGUGCCGAAAAGAAUCAAUUAUUCGGACUGCGGCCACCGGAUGAAGAAGAUAGACUUUGCCUGGAGAAGAUCGGUCUCACCGUGUCGGAACUCAACGAUAAGAUCAUGAGUAGCUCAGAUACUCUCUCUGAUUCAGAGGUCACCAUCUCAAUGUUUGGCGUUACGCACGUUCCAGGGAGCCUUGACAGUGGGACAGAUGAGAAAUGGCGAGUCUUCGGAGAAACUUACAACAUGACGGCAGAUAUAGUGCUAGGUAGAUCGUGGAGGCGAGCAUUUACCCUGAUCGAAACUCAUCCAUCGCGUUUUGUUUCUGAUCCUUUGCUGGACGAGGCGAACAUCGACGAUUUCCGGCAACGAUUCAUCACGAUGAGAAAACGGGACGAACUUGCCAAUGGCAGAGCGACAGAUCAUUUUCUGGUGGUGGAUGAUACAGUUCUUGACCACAAUGUUACAUCUUUGAAGACGUCAUACAAACCUAAGCUUCCUGGAAAGCCAGAUCCUUGGGAUUCUACGCUACCUAUACGAGCUGUAGAUCCCGAUUAUAACAACACAGUAUCCAUGAAACCGGAAUCGAAUACGUCCGACUUUCCAGGUGAAAUCACAAUUUCACUCCUCAAAGUUUUCGACUGGUUAUACUAAAGCUCCAUGUCCAAAAGCGAGGACUGGGAAACACGAUAUCAUAAUACCAAAACAGGCCCUGCUGAAACAAUAACCACUGGAGCACAUCCAGCGUAUCGCCCAGGCACAGAGUUGUCAUCAGUAUAAGUCAUCAUGAAUAAUGCGUCUUCGAAUGUCGAUUCCUGAUGUACAAAAACACGAUUUGAUAUGGCUCCUGUCAAAAUUUUCCUGUUCGAAAAAACUUUCAAGUAAUGCUGUUCUAGGAGAGAUAGUCCACGUGGUGGCAAGUUAUCCUCUAUCAUAUCAGAAGACAUACCAAACUAUAGCACUGUUCAAAGCUUAUGUAUAUUAUUUCGCCUAUGUCAUUAUAAUCUUGGGUGCAGACCUCGAGAUGAUCUACAAGACUAUUAGUUGCUAUAAAAUUGUAGUCAGAAUAGUUUUC